AUGAGGCUGGGCGGCGGCGGCGGCGGCGGCGGCGGCCCGGGCCCGCUCCCGCUCCCCCUCCCCGGCUCCGUGUCCCUCCUCCUGGCCGCCGCUCUGGGCCUGUCGCUCGUGCUGCCGGCGGCCGCUUAUCUCACAACGAAGCCGGAGACGGUCACCGGCACCGGGACCGGCACCAACAGCAGCUCCGGCUCCAGCUCCGGCUCCAGCUCCCCGCCUCCCCGCCAGGGCGGCUACCCCGACAAGUCGGUGAUCCGCCGGGCGCUGUGGGUGCUGCUCGGCAUCACCGGCCUCGGUCUCCUUUACUUCAUCAUCAGGAGCAUCAGGUUAAAGAAGACUCAGAGAAAGAAGUACGGCCUGCUUUCUUCAUAUGAUGAUCAUGUGGAGAUGGCUCCAAUGGACACUGAUGACGAUGACACAACUUUAUUCGAAGUGAAAGGCAUGAGGAGAUAAUAAGCACUCGAAGGACAUACGGUGAAUGUGACUUCUUAUUUGUCAUGCAGUUUUCAGAAGCUUCAACCUUCCUGUCACUUGCUAAUUACUUACCAAUGACUAACUGAAUAUAUUUGUACAGUUUUGUGUGCAACUGGACACGUUACAAUUCCAGCACAACCAAACUCUUCAUUGUGCGGGAACUGAAGGAAACCUGCCAAAACUCUUCCAUUUUUGGGGAAAUUUUACUUUGGCAUUAUUGUGAUUUCAGUAUAAUUUUCUGGGAAUCAUUCAGAAGGAGGUUAUGAGUUAAAGGCCGCCUGGACUUGGUGUUUUUCAUAAAGCUCUGCUUCAGUGCAAGUAGGACUGGCAAACUUAAAAAAUAUAUAUAGUUUCUUUGCUGUAAUGCAAGUGUUUACCUUGACAUUGUUGCUAUUUAAAUUUAAUGGAAUUAUUGCCCUUAAUUAUUAUCCACUUUAGGUGGAUAAGCUUAUCUACGUACAACAUUGACAUGGUGAAUGCUAUAUAAAUGUGCCAUGGGCGGCAGACAAUGGGGGGUUGGAGGUUGGAGAGGAAGCGAACUCCUUGCCUCCUAUGACACCUAGGACCCUGUGCUUAGUGGGCCCUGAAUGCUGCCCUCAGAGGCAGAGUUGAAUUGGUCCCAUUGGUCCCCCUUACAAAGGCGCAGUGGGGACCUACAGGACACCAUAAACAAAACAGCACAUUCCCUGUGCCUGAUUUGUCAAGUUAAAAGCACCUUUUAUUUUAGAAAGUCUCUGCUAAUCGCUUACUUGAAUGUUAAUUUUUAAACAGAGUUGUCAUGUAGCAGCACUCAGUUAAACUAAAAAGGGAGCAAUUAACUACGUCUUUGGUUGUUGUUUAACAUUCCAACUGCUUCUGUGCACAGUGAAGUUUCCUUGGACUGGAAAAAAGAGUGGGCAAACACACCUCUCUCUCUGGUGCCUGUAGAAAGCAAAACUGGUGAAUUAUAUGGCAACUGCUGAGACCUAAAACAAAAAGUGUGCCUUGGUUACUGCCAAAUGUGGCAAGUCAAUAUGUUUAGGUGACUAGCUUCAGCCAGUAGCAAGAGACAUGUCAAUUUACCAUUGGCCUGCAUUUAAAUGCAAAUGCACACUUAAAAUCUACAGUUGCGAGGGACCCUGUUGCAUGUGUGCGUCAGCCAUGCUAUUGGAGCUUGACUGGAGGCCUAUUUCUCUGUUAAUUUAAAUAAGUUUAUUUCAGGCCAACAUGCCAUUCUCUCACAUUGUGCGAGCUUGUCAGGACUGUGAAACCUUUUAUAUGCCUUUAAGCAACAACAAGAAAGUUACAAUUCAAUGCCAUCCUUUUGUUUACUUGUUUAUUAAAAAGUAAUUUUUUUGUGAAAGAAAAUGUGUGUGGAGUUUUUCUAGAGAGACUACAAAGCCAUUCUUCAGAGUUAUGAUUAAUAUGUUUGCCUAGAGUGCCUCCAAGUCCCAGAUAGGAAAAGUGGCUUAUCUCUCUGAUCCUUGAGGAACUGCCUAUUUUGCUCCCCUAGGACUUUAUGGAACAUCACAGUAAUCAGCAGGAACUGCUACUGAGGGAAGAAAUCAGUGGGAUUUGUCGUGCGAAGUCCUGUGCCAAGGAAAGAGGUGUCUAAACCUACCGGGGGCAUCAUAGUGGGAGGACAGAAGGGAACCAGUGGCCGCUGGGAAGAAGGGGACCAUGACGGUACAGAAUAAUUCGAAGGGGAUAGAGGAGAGAGCAAGCGAGAAAGCACACAUCCCUCCCAGUGAAUUAGGUGACAAUGUUAUUCUUUCUCGUUUAAAGAUAAAGGAAAGCUCAUGACUUUGCCAAGUUAACCAGAUUUCAAAACUAAUAUCGGAGUUAUAAUAAAGCAUGCAUGGUGAAAGCAGUACCAAAGAGCAGAUUUUACUUUGCAUUUUACGCAAUAGCCAAAAUGAGUUUGUAUGUAAUCUAUCUUUGCUCAAGUUUAGGGUCCAGGUCUGAUUGUUUUGUGUUGCAGGAAGUUUGGUGUAAAACCUUUGGGGGGAAGAAAUGAGUUCGGACCAAAAAUGCUGCCUUUACCUCCCACUUAAAGUAUAGGUUGAGGAAAAGGAUACUACUUUCAGUCUUUUUCACAGAAAACUGUGCCUUGUGAAUGGGUAGCUGUAGCUGUUGCUUCAGGUCACGGUUUCUGAGAUCAAGAUGAUAAAUGCAACAUAAGGUCAUGUUGUGCAGAAAGAAGCCAUGAUGGGUGGGGGUUUAAUGGGGGGGAAGCAUUAUUUCUUUCAGAAUAUUGAGAGCAAAGCCUCAUAAUCACUGUUUGUCAAAAUGAAUUGAAGUUUUAAUUUUCUUUUUAUUUCUGCUCACCAAGGUGUGAGGUAUGUUAAUCCUGAGGAUGGAACUCUUCCCUUUUCAAGCAUCCGGUGUUGUCAUCAAGCACUUGUAGGUUCCGAAGGCCACAGCCAGAUGCACAGUAAAGCAUCUGCCCCCAAUCUAGAGGAAUGAAGACCCUUACCUCACCAGGCUGAUAGUGUUGUUCCCAUUUCCCAUACCAGCCAAUUCUCUGACCCCCCUCUCACCCAGAUCCCCUUUCAUUGCCAAAUGAAGGCCAUUUUGUGUGUGUGGAAGGCCUGUUACAUUCACUAGGAACUGGAUUGAGACAGCCCUAGUUCAUUUUGCCCAGGAUCCUUUGCAGCCAGCAGAUGGAAGAAACUUGCAGUCUCGCAUGCCUCUGAGCUGGGUUUAUACCUAGGGGUCCCAAAGGUACAAAAUAGUUUUAACAUGUCCAGUUCCCAGUUCUUUUUCCUGCCGUUUUAGUGAUAGCUUUGACCUUAUUGACGUAACUGAGUUUGAUCCUUUGCUAAAAUAGAGGAUAAAGGAAUUCCUAUAAAUGGAUUGGACAGCCAAGGUGAAUUAGUCCGCAUUGUGGCUGGGCCCACAUCUGUCCGAUUAGGAAGGCAGAUUUUUUAUUUUUUUUUUGUUUAGUUCUCUGCAGGUUGCCAUCACUCACAUAAUCCGUUCUGCAGCUCAUUGUCCUCAUUAAUGGAGCUGCAUGGCAGGUCAGUCAGCAUAUGGAGGAUAUGUUGGCCUCCCUGUGGUCUCUUCUCUGAUGCCAAUUGGCCUGCUGUGCAUUUCUAGCUUUUUCUGCUAUCUCUGGCUUCCAGCAUUCAGUUUUACUUGUGUUGUGUUGUUGAGCCAGUUACAGGUCAGUGACCUUGCUGAAUAACACAAGCAAACUGUGUAACCUCAAUGCCAGUUUUUCUUCCAACUUUUAUUUUGUAAAUGUCAGAUGUUUCUUUUGGAUGGGGAAAUAACUUUAAUUCGAGUCUUCUGAUUGUACCUUGUACCUUGUACCUGUAAUCUGACUGAAGAAUAUUAGUUUUAAGUCCGUUUUAAUUUUAAGACCAAGCGCUCAAUUUGGGGUGUCAAGCCUUUCCACAAUUCUUGGGGUAUGUCCAUGGGGUAGUGUAUUAGAUUUAGCAGUUAACUGAUCCUUGCUGGGACAGCAAUCAGACUCAUACAGCUCUGGGCCGAAGAAAUGGUGAGGAAAACUUAGCCAAUAUUCCCCCUCGAUAUUAAAUCCGGGAACUGUGCUGGAAUAACCGUAGCUGUCAUGCCUUCUGUAGUUGAAUAGGAUGCCUGUAUACACCAUCUAAAUCUUUUGUAAUAAGGAUGGUCACUUGGAGGGGAUGGAUUGGGGCAAAAGAGUAGAAUAGUUCUGCACGCGUGGAGUAACAUGGUAAGCGCGUUCCCUUUUUAGGCCACAGUAGAUGGCGAAUGGAGCAAUUCUCCCACCUUGGCCAAGACAUAUCAGCCAUAUCCUGGCGAAAGUUGGCACACUAAGGUAAGGAGCAGACUGGACAAAUACAUGCCAGGUUACCCUUCGAUUUAUGUGCUUGUUUACUAAAGAGCAGCGCUUGAUCUGAGGUGGUACAUUCUAACUUUGUUUUGAGAUUGGCUGAGUCGUGUAAAAUCAUCAAAUAAAACUGAGGCAAUAAGGAUGCAGCUAAGCAUUCGCACCGAGAGAAAGUGGGAACAUUAAUCUGUCUUAAAAAUUUAUGGAUUAUUUUAUGUCCUUGUACUAAUUGAGAGAAAAAUAAAAUAAAAUUCGAGUACUUGA
Molecule: messenger RNA, 4531 nt
Organism: Carcharodon carcharias (great white shark)
Lineage: Eukaryota; Metazoa; Chordata; Chondrichthyes; Lamniformes; Lamnidae
Product: protein FAM174C-like
Exons: 3
Coding region: 1-450 (149 amino acids)
Cellular component (GO): extracellular region
Source: RefSeq, a predicted model, not a curated record